Naumovozyma castellii is the source of this 1086-nucleotide messenger RNA. It is a transcript of the gene NCA3, whose product is annotated as SUN family protein NCA3. Lineage: Eukaryota; Fungi; Ascomycota; Saccharomycetes; Saccharomycetales; Saccharomycetaceae. The coding region runs from base 1 to 1086 and encodes 361 amino acids. The transcript has a single exon. The record is from RefSeq and is a predicted model, not a curated record.
AUGAAAUUAUCAACCAUUUUACUAUCCGCUUCAAUCGCUGCCGCUGCUCCUGCACCUGCUGUUCACCAUGAUGACCAUCAUCAUAAUGAAAAACGUGCAGUGGUCACCGUGACUCAAUUCGUUAACGCUGACGGUAACGUCGUCAUCCCAGCUGCAACCGCCACCAAGAAUACAAAGACUACUACUUUGCAACCUUCCCAAGUCGUCGCUACAGCCACCAUCAAGUCAAACAACGACAACAAGAAGGAUACCACUGCUGAUUCAUCUUCUUCAAUUGACGGUGACUUAUCCGCUUUCUCCAACCCAUCGACAAAAUUCAAAGAUGGAACCAUCAAAUGUUCUUCCUUCCCUUCAGGUCAAGGUGUCAUCCCCGUAGACUGGCUAGGUUUCGGAGGCUGGACCUCCAUCAUGAACAUGGACGCUCAAAUCUCUUCAGAGUGUCAAGAUGGGUUUUAUUGCUCCUAUGCCUGUCAACCAGGAAUGUCCAAGACUCAAUGGCCAUCAGAACAACCUGCAUCUGGGUCCGCCAUUGGUGGACUUGUCUGUAAGGAUGGGUUCCUUCAUCGUACCAACACUGACACAGAUUAUUUGUGUCAAUGGGAUAAGAAUACUGCACAGGCAGUCAAUAAACUCGAUAAGGAUGUGGCUCUUUGUAGAACAGACUAUCCAGGGUCUGAAAAUAUGGUCGUACCCACAUUGGUUACUGCUAAUGGUGGUGAACAACCAAUGAGUGUUGUGGAUGAGGAUUCAUUUUUCAAAUGGUCAGGUAAGAAGACCUCUAGUCAAUACUACGUUAAUAACGCAGGUGUGUCACCCCAGGAUGGAUGUAUCUGGGGGGAUUCCGAUUCACAAGUGGGUAAUUGGGCUCCUCUUAUCUUUGGUGCUGGGUACACUAAUGGUCAAACUUAUUUGUCAUUGUUGCCCAACCCAAAUAGUAAUGCCAAGGCCAAUUUCAACGUCAAGAUUGUCGGUACAGAUGGAUCCGAUGUGCAAGGGGAAUGUGUCUAUGAAAAUGGAUCUUUCUCUAAAAGCGAUGGUUGUACCGUUUCUGUCCUGUCAGGUUCUGCUCAAUUUGUCUUUUAUUAG